GCGGUGGCAAAAACGGUUACGGAAAGUUCACCGCUCUACGGAACCGAAGUCCUGGCACCAAAGCGAUGAUCGCGGUCGGUGGCUGGAACGAGGGAUCCAACAAGUUCUCCCAGGUGGUCAGCAAUCCCGGAACACGUGCUCGAUUCGUUCAGAAUGUGGUCGACUUUCUACGAAAAUACAACUUCGACGGUUUCGACGUUGACUGGGAGUACCCGAACCAGCGGGGUGGUCAGCCAUCCGACAAGCAGAACUUCGUGAAUCUUCUCAGAGAACUGAAAAGUGCUUUCAGCCCACACGGUUAUAUCCUCAGUGUGGCGGUAGCCGCGGUCGCAUCAUCCGCCUCGCAAUCGUACAACAUCAGAGAUGUGGCGGAACAGGUCGACUUCGUUAAUCUGAUGGCCUACGAUAUGAACGGCUCCUGGAACAGCUUCACCGGCGAGAACGCACCUCUGUACUCCAAUGAUCCGAACAAUGUUAACGCUGCUGUCCGCUACUGGCUCUCGCAAGGCGCGUCACCCAACAAGCUGAUACUCGGUAUCCCUUCGUACGGUAGAUCAUUCACUCUGGCUAACGCUGGUAACAACGGUAUAGGCGCUCCUGCCGUUGGUCCUGGAACCGUUGGACCGUACACCAGAGAGGCUGGCAUGCUCGGUUACAACGAGAUCUGUGAGAAACUCCGCCAAGGUGGCUGGACUAUUAACAGGGAUGGUCAGCAACUCGUGCCUUACAUGGUCCAAGGCAACCAAUGGGUUGGAUACGACGAUGUCCAGUCGAUCCGCGAGAAAGCGAAAUACAUAAACUCCCUUAAUCUCGGCGGUGCUAUGUUGUGGAGCAUCGAAACCGAUGACUUCCGUGGUGUCUGCGGACAGAGGUAUCCUCUGUUGAGCGUUCUGAACAGCGCUCUGAACGGUGGCGCAGCACCAGCCCCUGCUCCUGUCCCGAAUCCUACACCCACCAGUGCUCCCCAACCACCGCCACAACCACCAUCUGGAUCCGUGUGCAACAAGGAAGGAUACGUUCGCGACCCCAAAGAUUGCAGUACAUUCUAUUAUUGCCGUAAUGUGAACGGUCAAUACCAGGCCAGCAAGUUCAGCUGUCCGGCCGGAACCGCCUUUGACACAACGAUCGAGACUUGCAACUACCGUCAAAACGUGCCGGGCUUGUUACACAACCCGGAUGACAUUAAGGUUAAUUUACCAAGUAAUUCGGGAACACGUGCUCGAUUCGUUCAGAAUGUCGUCGAUUUUCUCCGAAGAUACAACUUCGACGGUUUGGACGUUGACUGGGAGUACCCGAACCAACGGGGCGGUGUGCCAUCCGACAAGCAGAAUUUCGUGAAUCUUCUCAAAGAACUCAAAAGUGCUUUCAGACCACGCGGUUAUAUCCUCAGUGUGGCGGUAGCAGCGGUCGCAUCGUCCGCCUCACAGUCGUACAAUAUCAGAGACGUGGCGGAACAGGUCGACUUCGUCAAUCUGAUGACCUAUGAUAUGAACGGCUCCUGGAACAGCGUCAUUGGCCAGAAUGCACCUCUGUACUCUUCGGACGGGAACAAUGUUCACGAUGCUGUCCGCCACUGGCUCUCGCAAGGCGCGUCACCCAACAAGCUGAUACUCGGUAUCCCUACAUACGGAAGAUCCUUCACUCUGGCGAACGCUGGUAACUGCAAUAUAGGCGCUCGUGCCAGUGGCCCUGGAGCCGUUGGACCGUACACCAAGGAGGCUGGCAUGCUCGGUUACAACGAGAUCUGCGAGAAACUCCGCCAAGGUGGCUGGACUGUUAGCAGGGAUGCUCAGCAACUUGUACCUUAUAUGUACCAAGGUAACCAAUGGGUCGGAUACGACGAUGUCCAGUCGGUCCGCGAGAAAGCGAAAUACAUCAACUCCUAUCAUCUCGGCGGUGGCAUGAUAUGGAGUCUUGAAACCGACGAUUUCCGUGGCGUCUGCGGACAGAAGUAUCCCCUUCUGAGAGCCCUGCAUAGCGUUCUGAACUAGAGAUAAAUCGAUACAAACAAAUUCAAAUACAUAAUUACUCGAUACUUUUGUUUUAAUACCAAGUACUUUUAGUGUCUAUAUGUAUCUAUUGUAACAAUAAUAUCAGUGUCCUUUCUUAAAGUGUCAGUAAUUGGGUCUUUUACAUAUCAAUGUAUUUACGCUUCACCGCCCGUUUCUUCCAAAGAGAAAAUACUGAAAGAGACGUCAUUUCACGCAAAUCCACGUGGGGUCGAGUAUCUUUCUUUUGGAUUACUAAUUGUAAGACAAUUACACGACAGCUGCCUCUGUAUAAACAGUCGUCUUUCCUUGCCGAGAAUGGUUCGAUGAUUUAAAUGAUUAAAAAUGGUUUCGAUUAAACGGAA
Messenger RNA from Dufourea novaeangliae, 2353 nucleotides. Its product is annotated as probable chitinase 3. Gene Ontology annotation, biological process: carbohydrate metabolic process; chitin catabolic process. Lineage: Eukaryota; Metazoa; Arthropoda; Insecta; Hymenoptera; Halictidae. Gene Ontology annotation, molecular function: chitinase activity; chitin binding. Gene Ontology annotation, cellular component: extracellular region. The transcript is spliced from 7 exons. Bases 66 to 1991 code for a protein of 641 amino acids. The record is from RefSeq and is a predicted model, not a curated record.